Gambusia affinis (western mosquitofish) is the source of this 2027-nucleotide messenger RNA. RefSeq names its product vesicle-associated membrane protein 3 (cellubrevin) (gene vamp3). Gene Ontology annotation, cellular component: plasma membrane; SNARE complex. The coding region runs from base 151 to 462 and encodes 103 amino acids. NCBI's taxonomy places the organism in Eukaryota, Metazoa, Chordata, Actinopteri, Cyprinodontiformes, Poeciliidae. The record is from RefSeq and is a predicted model, not a curated record. Gene Ontology annotation, molecular function: SNAP receptor activity; syntaxin-1 binding. The transcript has 5 exons. Gene Ontology annotation, biological process: SNARE complex assembly; vesicle fusion; vesicle-mediated transport.
UUUAAUUUAGAACUGUAUAAACCUCCCAUUUCUGAAAGGCCCUGAAGGCAGCAGAUCGAACGACAGUACUUGGUGUUACAGCUGCUGGCUACACACUUUACAAACAAGAAACAAAAGCGGCGGAGUCGUUCAAAAGAAACCAGUUUCACCAUGUCAGCUCCUGGUCCAGAAGGUUCUGCUGCUGCAUCGAGCAACAAGCGCUUGCAGCAGACACAGGCCCAAGUGGAUGAGGUAGUGGAUAUUAUGCGCGUUAAUGUGGACAAAGUACUGGAACGUGAUCAGAAAUUGUCUGAACUGGAUGACAGAGCAGACGCACUGCAGGCUGGAGCCUCCCAGUUUGAGACCAGUGCAGCUAAGCUGAAACGGAAGUACUGGUGGAAGAACUGCAAGAUGUGGGCCAUCUUGAUAGCUGUAAUAGUGAUCAUCAUCAUCAUCAUUAUUAUUUGGUCCACCUCAAAGUGAAGCAGAUUGAAGAAGAUUGGAGGUAAAGAAGAAUUGGGCAAUAUGUAUGCUUCAGGUCUCAGAAAGAAAUCAAAUGAUCACAUUAUUCACUUUUCCAUGGGUCUUCCUUUCUUAUCUUGGAUUGACUUAGGUGUUUGUGUGUGUAUUUGUAAAGGAUUGUAUUAAAACUGCAGUUUUGCUUCUGCGACUUACAACACACACAUGCACAAAUUUCAUUCUUGAGACUGGAAGGGAAGGAUAUUGUUGUAAAAUCUCUCUGCUUAUGAUAUUAUAUUAUACGUAGUCACUAAUGUGUGUGCCUGGCUAAGAAAUGUGCCUUUCUUUUGGAUUGUAUUAGUUUGCAAUGCCCCUUUUGUACCACAUAGAGGUUUUUGCUUUUCAGACUAUUAUAAUUACCUGUAUUUUGAUGUUUCCUUUUUCUUUUUUUUAAGAUUUAGGUUGUUCUGCCAAUGCUUACAGUGAACAUGUGCACAGUGGGAUUUAAUAUCUAUUUGUGUUUUUUGCACAUGGUUUAGUGCUUAUUAAGUUAUUCAUAGUAAUAACAGAAAAUACAAUUGAUGUAAAAGGUUAUCCACAUAAACAUAGUACUAAUCAGUAAGAAACUUUUAAAACCAUCUUAUCAAAGUUUAUUUACUUUCUCCUUGGCACCUUCAUGUUGUAAAAGCUUAUGUUUAGAUAAGUGCUUAACUGCAAAGACCAAACAGCCACAUGACCUUACUAAAAAAUAACAGUAAUAACGGGAGGGUUGUCUCAGAGAUUCUCAGAAACGUGUUAAAAAGAUAGAUUUUGUGUAAUGUCCAAACACAGCGAUGUGCGAAAAUGUAGUUUCAGACUGAUGUCUUAAAAGUCUACCAAAUGAGAACUGCCAAAUACAGAAAAAAAAAAAAUUUUUUUAAUCAUCUGUUCAAGCCAGUAACACGUUAGUGCCUUCAAAUGCUCAAACUGUCAAAGACUCUACUGCUGUCUUUACUCAGCUGAACAUAACCUUUAAUGAGCUCUCCGGUUAUGUCGCACCUGCAUUUAUUAUAUCCGAUAACAGACUUUCCACAUGUGACACUUUAGUUUUAGUGUAGAAUAAAUUUGUGUGCAUAAAAUGUAGAACUAAUCAAAUGCUUGGAAGAAGUUUUUUUUAUGGUGCUUUUCUUGCUACUGCUGAACAUUAACACAGUUCAUUGUAAUAUAUACUAUUCGACACUGGAUUUGGAGUUUUCUUACUUUGUAUAAUACAUUUUUCCGUGACUGUUAGUGUUUUUUUUGUUUUUGGCAUUUUCAGAAUAUCUAGUUCUUAUUUAACCUUGCCCUUCAAAAUACAUCCUUGAUCUGGAGUAAUUAAUGUAUUGUGGCCUUUCUUAGGUUAUAGACAAUAGUCUAUAGGUAAUACUUUUAUUGCAUACAGUAAGCCAUGCUAUCAGUUGUCAUUCCUUUCUAUUUACACAGAAAUCUGACACCCUUUAACUUUUAAGCCUUAUAAUUGCGUGCUAGGAAAUUGUCUGAUAAAGUGCAAUUGUACUUUGUGGCCCUUAUAAACUGUUGCUUGAAUAAAAUUGAUUCAAUUUAUAUUAAAA